AUGAAGCGCAGACACAGCAGGAAGCUGGUGCCGAAAACCACCCAGCGGGACCUGGCCAUCUACAUCGUGUUCCUGGUAGCCCUCUGCACACUGGCGUUUGGCAUGGUGAGCUCAGACAUGUACUACCUGCAGAAAGUCAUGGCCCAGGUCUUCGUGGAGCCCUCCUCCUCUGAGGACAACAGGACCAGUUUCAGGAGCAUUGGGAGCAGAGAUGAUUUCUGGAGGUUUGCAGAGGGACCCCUCCUGGAUGGACUCUACUGGGACAAAUGGUACACCAACAGAACGUUCCCCCUCCAGCACAACAGCAGCCACAUCUACUACGAGAAUUUGCUGUUAGGAGCAGCCCAGAUCCGCCAGCUGAAAGUGCACCACAACAGCUGCUCCAUCCACCCCUCCUUCCGUGUCCUUCUGGACAGGUGCUACAGCAACUACCACUCUGGAGCUGAGGACAGCUCUGACUUUGGGCCAGGGAAUGCACCUGAGUGGAAAUACUCCUCAGCCUCCUCGUCCCUGUGGCACUGGGGGGCUGUGGCUGUGUACAGCAGUGGAGGAUACAAGUUCACCUUACCUAGGUCCAAGCAGGGGAGUCUCAAGAAGUUGGAGUUUCUCAGGCAGCACAGCUGGCUCACCAGAGGAACCAGGGUGGUGUUUGUUGACUUCUCAACAUACAAUGCAAAUGUAAACCUCUUUUGUAUAACCAGGUUGGUGGUGGAGUUCCCUGCCGGUGGGGGUGCUCUCACCUCUUCACACUUCUACUCUGUGAAGCUCCUCAGAUACGUCACUUAUUUCGAUUACUUCCUGGCUUCUUGUGAACUCUCCUGUUGCCUCUUUAUCUUCAUAUUCCUCACCCAGGAAGUUGGAAAAAUCAUAAAACUGAAAGGGAACUACUUCAGAAGUGCCUGGAACUGGCUGGAUUUGCUGCUGGUGGUGGUCUCCAUCCUUGCCAUUGUCUUCAAUAUCUACCGCACUGCACAAGUGUCCCUGCUGGUGGAGGAGCUGCUGUCUGAUCCCCAGGGGUACCCAGACUUCUACUUCCUUGCAUCCUGCCAGGUCCUUUACAACAACACAAUUGCUGUCACUCUCUUCUUGGCUUGGAUAAAGAUACUUAAAUACAUAAACUUCAACAAAACCAUGGCACAGCUGUCCUGCACCUUAUCUCGCUGUGCCAAAGGCAUCCUUGGAUUCUCCAUCAUCUUCUUCAUCAUUUUCUUUGCCUAUGCCCAGUUUGGCUACCUGGUCUUUGGGUCUCAAGCUGAAGAGUUUUCCACUUUCCAGAACUCCAUCUUCACACAGUUUCGUAUGGUGCUGGGGGAUUUUAAGUUCGAAACCAUAGAAGCAGCAGACAGAAUCCUUGGACCUUUUUACUUCAUCACAUUUGUAUUCUUUGUGUUCUUCAUAUUGCUGAGCAUGUUUCUGGCCAUCAUAAAUGACUCCUAUUCAGCAGUCAAAGCAGAAUUUGAAGUGAUGCCCAGCCAAAAGUUUCAGAUGAAAGAAUUUUUCAGACAGGCCCUUGUCAAGCUCAAGCUGAAGAAGCCAGAGAGAGAGGCAAAUGCAACACGCAAGAACUGGGAAAGAAUAUUGUUGUUAACAUCACAGAAAGAGCAAAAGCCCAAAGCUUCACAUGGCAGCUUGCUCAGGCAAGGUCACACGCUGCAGCAGCAGAGCUGGCAGUCGGGUGAGGGCAGUAGGAAGCAAUCAAAACUGCAGGAAAUGGAAGAGAGACUUGGUCGGAUGUAUCCACCUGCUAAGGACAUGGACGCCGUCACAGCUCAAGGCUCCAUCUCCUCUGCAGAAUACCUGAUGCUCCUCAGCUACCUAGCUGAGCUGCGGGGAGAAUGCAACAGAAUGAAGAAGAGAAUCCAGAGUGCCCUAGAAACCAUGCAGCUGCAGCAGCACAAGGAGCAACCCUGCUUACAGGAGGCCGAGCGCCACCGGACACCGAAACGUUCCUUACGUUCCUCAGAUCUUCCUCAAGCGGAGAUGCAGUAUCCAAUUCAGACAAAACACUAUGUCACCACUAGCUGA
This is a messenger RNA of Indicator indicator, 2025 nucleotides long. It is a transcript of the gene PKD2L2, whose product is annotated as polycystin 2 like 2, transient receptor potential cation channel. NCBI's taxonomy places the organism in Eukaryota, Metazoa, Chordata, Aves, Piciformes, Indicatoridae. Gene Ontology annotation, biological process: detection of mechanical stimulus. Gene Ontology annotation, cellular component: membrane. Gene Ontology annotation, molecular function: calcium ion binding; calcium channel activity. The record is from RefSeq and is a predicted model, not a curated record. The transcript has 14 exons. The coding region runs from base 1 to 2025 and encodes 674 amino acids.